Rhizophagus irregularis DAOM 181602=DAOM 197198 is the source of this 522-nucleotide messenger RNA. Lineage: Eukaryota; Fungi; Glomeromycota; Glomeromycetes; Glomerales; Glomeraceae. The record is from RefSeq and is a predicted model, not a curated record.
AUGCUCCAACCAAUCAUAAAAUCAUCCACUUCCAAAUACAAAGAUCCUUUUGUAUUACCAACACAAAAACGAAGUGAUGUUAAUAAUAAUUCAGUAAUCACAAUAGAUGAUAUCGAAAAUGAUGAUCCCCAUGAAGACUUACAAAUGGAUUCAGUUGCAAUAGAUAAUUGUUUGGAUAAUGAAUCAACUUUACAAUCAUAUAACUCAAUUUCUGGUCUACCAAAACGUGCUAUACAUUUAAAAAUUAAACAACCAUGGGAACUGAAUGGGGAGUUUAAAUGGUUAGAUAAUAUGAAACAACUUCAGAUAGAAAAUCCCACUAUUGAAAUACAAGAAAGAAAUUCUACUGAUAGAAUAAUCGAACUUCAAAAUCACAUUGCAAAAUUAGAAAAUGAAAUCAAUAUAAAAGAUCAAUUAAAUGAAGGUCUGAGAGAAACCCAAGCUCAACUUAGUGAAACAGCAAGAAUGUGCAAUGAGAAUGCGACUAUGGUAAUGGAUGCUCAAGGAUGGAUGAAAAAUUAA